AUGUACAGGUUUUCAGACUGUGGACUGACAGAGCAGUGCUGUGAAACGGUGGCUUCGGCUCUUCAGCUAGAGGACUGUCCUAUGAGCGAACUGGACCUGAGUCACAAUUACAGCAUCGAGGCGGGAGUGAAGGCGCUUUCUGCUGGACUGAAGAGCCCACACUGUCAUCUGGAGACACUCAGAACUGAGCCUAUGGGUGAACACUUGAUCAAAGCAGGGAUAAGGAAGUAUGCUUGCGAUCUCACGCUGGAUCCGAACACAGCUCAUGUUCUACUGUGUCUCUCCAACGGAGACAGAACGGCGACAUGUGCAAUGCAGAAGCAGCCGUAUCCAGAUCAUCCAGAGAGAUUUGAAUCAGUCCAACAAGUGCUGUCUAGAGAGAGCCUGUCUGGCCGCUGUUACUGGGAGGCCGAAUGGACUGGUCCGGAGGGGACGGUCGGGGUGACGUACAAAACCAUCCUGAGGAAAAGUGAUGAUCUUUGUAUAGUAGAGGCCACCGGGCAGCUUGGAAACAAUAGUGUGUCAUGGAAAAUUACCUGUGCAUCUUUCCCAUAUGUUUCUCACGCUGAAGACGACAUUAAUAUAAAGGCUUCAUCCUCUUGUUCAUCUAAAAGAGUGGGUGUGUAUGUGGACACGACGGCUGGCGUUUUGUCCUUCUACAGCGUCUCUGACACACUCACACACUUGUACACCUUCCUCGCGGCUUUUAAAGAUCCUCUCUAUGCGGCCUUCAAGGUGGACAGGGACUCUGUGUCCUUUUGUCAGAUUUAACCUGAAAGCCUCUUUAUCUUACAUGUAUGUGCACAUUUAUUGCCAUCUUGUUUUACUCUGUGUGACUGAGUACAACUUCAAAUCAAAUUUUUUUUUGUUAUGCUUAAAGUCUCAUUUAAGUCUUAUUUGUUCACUUUGUUAACCUAGAUGAUGCCCAUACUUUGGUAUAUAUAAUAUAAUUAUGUAAACAUUGUGAAAUUAAUUGCAUUAACAUGGGAAAAAGCUUAUUUUCUGCAUUUACUGGUUUGUUUAUUUAUUGAGAUCUGAAAAUCAAUAACUAAACCAACUGAUAAUUUGCUGAACAAGACAUCUGCAGCUUACCUGCUGGACAAAUUAAAAUAGUUUAAUUUGUGUUUGAGGACAUUUACACAACAUUUAUUAUUGAGA
Messenger RNA from Sinocyclocheilus anshuiensis, 1158 nucleotides. Its product is annotated as stonustoxin subunit beta-like. The record is from RefSeq and is a predicted model, not a curated record. The transcript is spliced from 4 exons. Gene Ontology annotation, molecular function: protein binding. Lineage: Eukaryota; Metazoa; Chordata; Actinopteri; Cypriniformes; Cyprinidae. Bases 1 to 771 code for a protein of 256 amino acids.